Molecule: messenger RNA, 850 nt
Organism: Capsicum annuum
Lineage: Eukaryota; Viridiplantae; Streptophyta; Magnoliopsida; Solanales; Solanaceae
Product: branched-chain-amino-acid aminotransferase 2, chloroplastic
Biological process (GO): branched-chain amino acid metabolic process
Molecular function (GO): branched-chain-amino-acid:2-oxoglutarate transaminase activity
Source: RefSeq, a predicted model, not a curated record
CAUGCCCUAUUUUGUUUGGUACAAUUCUCCAUAACUUCCUCAUAUAUAAUUAGUGCUUUGUUGUUCAAGUCCUCUCUCAUGAUUCAACUAUCAUUAGCAUUUUAACACAAAGUCUUUUGCUUUGGACUUUGUGCAACAUGCUCCCAAGGGCUAUAUGCUUUCACAGAGCUCUACUUUCUUCUCUACAGAAGGUAGGAUCAAGAUACUUCACUGCCCCUGCUGUAAGUUCUGCACAACCUUCUACUUAUGGGGAUUAUGAACCAAGUGAUAUUUUUGAUUGGGAUAAUCUUGGAUUCAAGUUGAUCCAAACUGAUUAUAUGUUUAUGGCAAGAAGUUCUGGAAAUGGAAAUUUUCAAAAAGGCAAACUUAAUACCUAUGGAAAUAUUGAAUUGAGUCCCUCUGCUGGUGUCUUGAACUAUGGACAGGAUUGACUACAAGGUAAGCUCAGAAUCAAUAAGUGAGCAAUUAAACUCGAGAUUAACAGCAAUUCAAAAAGGUAUUAUUGAGGACAAGAGGGAUUGGAUUAUUGAAAUUAAGUGAACUUUGGUUAAUGAUGUCAGCAAAGUUUUCAUUAGCUAAAGUUGUGCUCUAUUUGUAGAAAUUAAGAUCGUUUGCAAUGUAUAAGAAAUUAGUAGUGAUUUUAAAACAUUAGAUUAGACAAACUAUUAUUGUAAUAAUUAAUAAAGGGUUAUGUUUUAAGAGAUCUCCUCACGGAGCCAUGCACAAAUAGCCGAUUUGGGGAGCGACAAUAGAGCUAUGUAUAGUCGAAGUACAUAAUUUCUAACAAACUUAACUGCUUCAGAAUCAACUUCAAACUUCUGGACUGAAUUAGAAACAAACAUUGUUUUAU